Vicia faba (fava bean) is the source of this 474-nucleotide messenger RNA. NCBI's taxonomy places the organism in Eukaryota, Viridiplantae, Streptophyta, Magnoliopsida, Fabales, Fabaceae. The record is from the annotation of a GenBank genome assembly.
AUGGAAUCUUAUUCUACCUCAUGUUCUUCAUCUAAUAAAUCUUCAUACACAUCCCAAAACACUAAAAAAGCAAAUGGAUCAAUGAAACAUGCUCAAUACCCUUUACAAUCCAAACAUUCUUGGCUUCACUCAGUAAGAAAGUCGCCAGCAAAGACAUGGAAGAAAGCACUAAUAGCACCUGUCAAAGUAUACACAGUGGAUCCCGUAAACUUCAAAGAACUUGUUCAGUUCCUCACUUGUGCACCUCAGUUCGUGCCUCCACAACCCGACCUUCACAAUCUUCCCCAAAGCACGAAUAUUGACACUGUUCCUUCUAACAACUGGUACCAGUACUUUAGAGCUGAAUAUUUUGGAAAAAAUUAUGAUCAGGAGGAAGAGGUAAUAACACCUGAUUUGCUGAAAAUGAACUUGCUCUCACCAACUUCUUUUGGUAACUUCUGUUUUGUUCCUCCCAUCAUGCGCCCAACUAUUUGA